CUUGGCGGGAUCUGUUGUUUUGAACCGUCAACGUCGUUUCUUGGUGCUGUGACAUAGAAAUCUCCCUGUAAAUCAGCAAUAUUCUUGCCAAAUUUUGGGCACGAUACAUUUCUCACCUAGUGGCCCAUUAGUGUAACUGAACACAAAAACAAACAACGUACAGUAAGUUUAUUUUUAUCAAAUUUUGCAGAUCAUUUGCACUUUUGUGAUAGUUGUUUUUGUGUUUUUGUCUUCAGUCUAAUGAAUAUAAUAAUUUUAUUCUCUUCAAUAUUACGCCGCACUUUUAUCUAAAGAAUCAUGGAGGAAACUAUCAGAGAAGAACUGAUUCAGUUUUUAAAGCAGAAAGUACCAGCUGAAACCUUAAGGUAUAAUACAGUGAGUUGUGGUAUACAUACGAUUUAAUAUUUAUGCCAGAUAAGUCUUAAGUAAAUGAACUCUUCACUGUUUGACAUGACCUGAAUCCCAAAUCUUAAGGCAGACUUGAAGUUGUGGUGCAGAUAUGCAUAAGCUUCAAAAGUUUCAGUUUCCUCGCCUAUCUAAGAAGCCACUUUAUUCUGAAUUCUGUCAAUAUUAUGAAUUGGUUCGUGCAACAAUUUUUGCUGAUUAAGAUAUGAAGCAUUCUGGAAAAUUUUAGACACAAGCAAGAGCAAUAAUUUUACCUUCAUGAGUGCUUCAAAAACUUUCCAAGUGCCUCAUAUCUUAAUCAAUGCAGAGCUGACGCAUGAACCAACUGCUUAAGAACAUUGUUAUCACAGUAUUUUAUUAAAUGACAUGCAAAGCAAAAUUCCCUCUAGGGACCAUGCAAAGGGAGAGGUGGGGGACGGCUUUAUCCUCCCUUCCCACUGUUUUGCUCUGCUAUGUAUGCCCCCUCUCCUUGUUGGUUGAAGCUAAGAUAUUGGUCUCCAGCCCUCCCCUUCCCCAUCCAAAAAUUUGCUCUACAGGCCCAGUAAAUUUAUAUGCACAUGUUAUCAAAAUGCACAAUGGGAAUAUGAAGUAUGCUUGGGGAAUUGAAUUUGUUUAUGUAUGCAUGUGUGAUUUUCUCUCUCUCAGUAUGCCUCUCGUUUGUUGUCUUUUCUAAAUUUUCUUUUUGUUUUUACUAGUUCUGUAGAUGACAUUGUUCUUGGUUAUAUUGUUAAUGUCUUGGAACAACUUGGUGAAGAUGAUGAGUUUGAUGUGGAUGACUUCUCUGAAAUAAUGACUGCUUAUAUCCCAGAGUUUGAUGAAGUCAAUAGGUGCCUAGUUGUUAUCUUGACUCGCAAGUACUGAAAUUAGAACCUGUUUGACCAAUUUUUUCUGGUUAAUUUUAAAUGUUACUCUUUGAAUUAGUUACAAAUCUUAGUAACAGAUGAGAUAACCUUGCUCAUCUAGCAGUUUGUUUGGUUGGUUAUCUCUCAGAUUAAAUUUAGUGCUAGAUACAGGAUCAGCAGACCUUUAUGGUGGUUGUGACUGGAUACAUGUUCAUUUCAUUAUGUCUUGAGACAUCCUUUUGUCAAAUAUAUCCAUUUAACCUAAAAAAGGUUUUAUUGAGAAUUAGGAUGACAACUGAUAGGAAAUUAAGUGUAGGAUUCUCUAAGACAAUGGACUUUAACUUUCUGUCAGUUGUCAGCAAAUUGAAAACAGAAAACAUGCUGGUAGAUGAUUUAUUGAUAAGCUUUUAAUCCUAUGCAUGUAGGGAUGCUGUUCAAAGUUGGAUGCUUGACUUAGCAGACAAGCUAGUCAAGAGUAGAACUGCAAGGAAUACAUGUAGUUUCUCAGGUAAAUCAAGGUCUUUUAACACUAGAUUGACUGUGUACCUGUGUUUUGAGUCAAGGCCUCUGACCACUAAAUCCUUAGCAUUCAACUUUUGGUGAUACGGGUUAGGGCAUGGGUAAUACAUGGUUUAAUUUUGCUGAAAGCAACUGCUUUUGUUGAUAUUUAUGUGUGAUUGCAAAGGCUGAGUUGAAAACCACACUGUGCCUUGCUAAUGUUUGAACAUGGUAAGAGUGAAUUUAUACAAAAAAGGUUAGUCCCUGAAGGUCAACUAAGCACAGCUUUGGUUGUUGUGUGACAAACUCUUUUCAACCUUCUUUAAGAUGCUUACACUGUGAUGAGAGAAGACAAAUGCAGCAGAUCAGUGGCCAGUUUAGAGCCAAAGAGUGUUCAAAGUGGUGAUAUUGCUAAAGAUCAUCAAAUAAUAACUUCACUUAGACAGUUUAGUUCCUGUGAACAGGGUACGAACAGUUUUGCGCUUGAGACAGGCAAGCUCUCACCCUUGUCAAAGAGUAAUUGCAAUCAGGACACCAAAGCUGAGCACUAUAUCGAACUCAAAGAAAGUGUAGGCAAUGCAAGGUAAAUAAAAUUUUCUGAUAAAAUUGUUUUAUUAGAUUCCUGUAAUUUUACACCAUGUAGCAAAUACAUGUAUUGUGACCUAAUUACUAUGACACAGGUUAAAUUCUCCUGAUGAAAUUUUACAUACAAUGCUUUCUAGUUGUUUUCAUGUAGAAAAUAACUUGAUACAGUCAAGUAACUCACUUAAUUUCAUCUUAUUUGAAAAACCCAAAGGGGAAUGUAUCUGAGAUGUUACUGUACAGGCUAAAAGGCAGAACUGGAUUGAAAUUUAAAAGGAGUCCUGGUUACAUUCUUUGUUGCUUAAUGGUUGCUAAAAAAAUUCAGAACUCAGAGACUUGCAGGACUCAUACUGUUGCAAAAUUGGAUUUAAAAUAACAGUCAUUUUCAUAUUUCUGUACUUGAGUUCUAGAUGAGGGUAAGCUUUCAGGGUAUAUAAUCAGCCUUUAUCACAAAGGUAAAUCUUACUCUGAUUAACAGCUUCAGGGAAGAAAUUUUGAUGCUAACAGAGGUUUUUCCAGAGGCGUGCUCUUUAGAAAUACAAAACUGUCUGAUGGUGGCAAAUGGUGAUGUUGAGUCCGCUGUCCAACUGAUGUUAGUAAAGAAAGAAAACAUUGAUGAAGAAUGGAAGGAGAACGUUCAUCAAACUGUAGACCAUGUUUCUCCAAAGGUGACCUUUUUGUUUGUCGGUUUCUCUAAUUUGAUUUUACAGGUCACAAAUGAGUCAGCACUCAAUACAGAAUAUGAAUAUUUUAUAUGCAUUGCAAUGGAAAUGGCUCCCAAAGAAAGUAGUUUAUAGUUUUGAUUCUCUCUAGUUUGUUACUUCUUACUCCAGUGGUUCAGCAAAUUUAUCAGUUACAGGUAGAUAGAUUCAAUCUUGAUCUUUAUGAGAAUUUCAUCAUUAGGUGACUGUACAACAUACUUGUAAAUGUACUGAGAAGAAAUCUGACAAACCAAUUUUGCUUUACUAGAGUAGCAAAGAAUAUCUCUUCUUUUUGCUGAGAUACAUGUAACUAGUAAAUGUAAGCUCAGUACGAUAGAGAACCCUACAUGCCAAACCUCAUUCCAGCUGGUGCACAGUAAACAGGGGUACUGCUACCUCAUCUAUGAAACACUAGUCCAUCCAAGAUCUCCUCACAGCAUUUUGCUGGGACGGCCUGAUAGCUUGUCAUUACUGCUGAGUAACAUUUCUCUUUUUGCUCAAGGAUGUCACACAAUGUUCCUCACUCUUUUGAUUAAAAGUGAAUGUCACUUUUUAAAAUACCAAACUAGUAAACUACUCUGUUGCCUAGCGUUGUACUUUUACAAAUACAAGAAUGUUGAAAACAUUCCACAUACACGUACAGUAUAUAUCAUAAACAUGUAAAAUUCAUGUGGUUAUGGAUUUGACUAACUGUUAAAGUGUCCAGUCAUUUAUAAAUAAGGUUCACAUGCAACAUACUCUUGUGGUGUGAUGAACCAUAGUCUUCCUUAUGCAAAAGAACUAAAUGAAUAUACCAUGAACAGAUGAAAAAUUUGAUGCAGUUUACCUUUUGUAGACACAUCUUCCAACUGCAAAGAAGGAACAACUACAUCAGGAUGAACAGCAUGGUCUUAAGGAACAAAUUAUGGCAAAGUAUGUUCAGAUUUUUCAGAUGGCUUCCCCACCACCCCCCUCCCACUCCCCUCUGUUCAAUUCUUGUUAGAAUUUACUUGUAAAUGGAGUGUUGCUUUUGCAUUUAUGUUUCCUUUUUGGAUAAGGCAAGGCUCAUGUGGGGAUGACAAGGAUUGAGAGCUGUUUUAAAACUUCAUGAGGCUAAUACCAUUCUCUGAUCAUUGAACCCUCCCCAAGAUGCACCAUAUAAGUGCAUUAUUUUUAAUGAUUCAAUUUUAAAAAUCCGGAUUAUUCACUACUGUUGUAAUUAAAACUUUUAGUUUCAAUUAGUUUAGAGCUUUUCUUUGUUUUUAUGCAGAUAUGGGUAUGUUGAAGUUAGCCAAGAUGAGAAAACAUAUCAACCGAUACUUCACAAACAGGUACAACAAGACUCUUUGAAACCCAGACAACAUUAUUUGAUGUAAUAAUUCGGAGCCUGAAGUCCACUGACAUCGAAGUUGUGCAUCAAUCACAGCCUUCUAAACCAACCAAUCACAAGGGUAAACGGAGUAAGGGACUGGUCAUUAUUUAUGUAGAAGGAGGAAGGGAGGGAGGGAAAAAUCUGUUGGACAGAUCAAAAUUUUCAUAAGUCCCCCUCCCUCUUGGCCAUGUAAGUAGCAAAUUACCCCCUUCUUUAUUCAAAAUUAACGUGAUGACCCCUGCCCCUGCCCCUGCCCCUGCCCCUGCCCCCACCCCUCCCCUCCCUCACCUCACAUCUCCUCUUAUAUACGUAGUUUAAUUAAAAUUCAUGUCACAUUCAACCACCAGAUGGUUACUUUGCAUGAAACCCACCUUCAGCUUGGGCAAUGGACCACUCUUAAAAUGUACCUCAAACUGCUGACCCUCCCUAAUCUUCUUUAUAAAAAGUUUACCCCCCUUUUAGCCAAUCUGAAAAAGCCUUGACCCCUCCCCCCUUCUUUUCCUUUCCCCCUUCUCCCUUCUUUCCUUCCCCCUCCCCCCUUCUUUUCCUUUUCCCUCUUCAUAAUGAAUGAGCGGUUUCUGAGUUUCACGAGAAAUUGUGGUGCUGAGAGCGAAUGACGAAUGACUAAAGCCAGCUUUACAUUAUCAUUACAAUUGAUAAAACCAAAUUAUCCAAUCAUACGUCAGUAUUCUCCUUGAUAUGGUGGUGCAUAAAUCGCAUUUGGAAGAAAUGAAAAUGAAAAUAAAAAAUAACAUUUCGAGUGAAAGACUCACCCAGUAGACUUCCCUAUCACCAAGCCUGUUAAGCUUCGUUUGUGUCUUAUAAAUUACCAAGAAAAACCGUGCCUCGAUAAAAGAUCAAUCACGAAAUGAAAACACAUCUAAGGUACUCAAAUAGAUUUAGAGCCAGAUGUAUAUAAUAAUUAAGACAGACAUGUACACGUCAUUGGGGGUAAAAUUAAUAUUUCGUGCAAACGGGUGAGAAGAAUGGUGCCCUUUUUUUCUCUCUAGUUUCAGUCUGUCUUAAUCACAGGUCAAAACUAAUCAAUCGCUUUUGUUCUUUAAAUUCAACGAAGUUCGACGGGUGAAAACAAAACGGGACUUUUGAGUGAGUGAAUAUACACUUACUAUGUUUUUUUCUGUCCAAAAGAAAUCGUUUAGGUUAAUGAAAACCUCGAUUUUCGAUUAAAGAAAGGUUUAAACUUCCGUCACGAGGUUAAGACAAAUAAAAAUAGUAAUCUACGAUUCACAGAAACCUCGUUAGCGAGCCAGGACAUGGAGGCGUUAGUGUAGACUAGUCGUCAAUGAGUUAGAAAAUCUGAUAUCUCUAGGAAGAUUAAACGGAUAACCUUUAAUUUUUUGUAGCGAUGUUGACGUGUCUAGGUAACAAAGGGCCAUUGAAUCACAUCGAUAGCUUUUUCAGCCUUUUCUUUUUUGCCGUUAUUGUGACAGGAUGAAAAGAAACUGGUUCGAUAUCGAGACAAUCAAGUCGUUAGCACAAAGGGUGAACGAUUUUCUUUGGUGAAGCAAGAGGAGUCUGAGGAAAUGAAGAAGACAUAUGUGAACAUCAAACCGGCACGGAAAUAUCGAUUCCACUGA
Messenger RNA from Pocillopora meandrina, 5977 nucleotides. NCBI's taxonomy places the organism in Eukaryota, Metazoa, Cnidaria, Anthozoa, Scleractinia, Pocilloporidae. The record is from the annotation of a GenBank genome assembly.